AUGAUAUAUCCUACUCAAUUAAGGGUUACCGGCAUUUGCCAACCUUUAGGAAGGUUGCAGAUUACCCAAAGAAGUUUCGCUCCCGUUUUCGUUCGUGGGAAGGCACUCUCAGCUAUUCACCGGGGCAUUCGUAGGGAAAUCGGAAGAACAGACCCUGACGCCGAACCCACCUCUUUUAGAGAACCUCGAUCAUCGUUCCGUAAACCAACUUCGACCCGUCGUGAAGCACCUCUUGUCCGCCGAGAUGCGUUUGCCGAUAAAUUCAGUGCGAGAGCCGUCGAUCGUGGUGCGCAAAGUGGUGGGCAAGGUGGCACACGGAACUGGCGCCAAGAACAGAAAUUGAGGAAGAAACUGAGAAAGAAGGAGGAGGAAAAGCAAGCCCAAGAAGAGAGGGAAGCGGAUGGGACCGGCCGACGAACAAGAAGGAGGCGAUUUGCGGAUCCUGAAAACGAAUUCGGGAAUCGCAGCUUGGUACAUCGAAUGAAAUAUGGCGACCUGAAGGAUGUGGCCGACGGCCUACAAAUACAAGAACCCGUGAAGCCACGGUCUUUCAGGGAAACUCGAAGGGAGCGUUCGCGUGAGUUCGGAGCACUAGGCGCACCCCCACGAAAAGAGCGACGACCUGAGCGAUCAGGAGAGCAGUCUGAUCGAUGGUCCGAUAAAUCACAGCAAAGACUUGAAGGUUCUGAUCGCAGCGCCCCAAGAGAUGAGCAACGGCCUGAGCGCUCAGGGCAGCAGUUUGAUCGCUCAGACCGUCAGUUUGACCGUUCAGAUAGGCAAUCUGGCCAAUGGUCUGAUAAACCACAACGAUUCAAUGAUUCAGAUCGUAGCGCCCCACGAAAUGAGCAACGAACCGAGCGACCAGGGCAGUUUGACCGUUCGGACAGGCGAUCUGAUCGAUGGUCUGAUAAACCACAGCAAAGGUUCCAUGAUUCAGAUCGUGGUGCUCCUCGACAAGACAAUUUCCGGAACGAUCGAUGGAAUGGCCCGCAAGAAGAUUCCAGCGAUGUGUAUGCCGUUGAGCGUGCUCAAAGGAACGGAAUGAUGGCCAUGACAAUCAAAUACACGACCGCCGCUUCGCAGUUCCUCUAUGGCCGAUCAGUAGUCAAGGCAGCCCUGGAACAGAACCGACGAAAACUAUACAACCUAUACAUCUAUGGUGGCGAAAACAGGAUAGACAACAAGGACAAUACAAUCAUGACACGAAUGGCGGAAAAGCAUGGAGUACCUAUCACAAUAGUUCCUACUUGGGAGCAGCGAAUUAUGGAUAAAAUGAGCAUGGGACGACCUCACAACGGCUUUGUUCUUGAGGCAUCCCCUCUGCCUCAAUUACCUAUCAAGUCGCUUAGCAAAUUGGAGGAGAGCCCUGGCCGCCUUGGCUUUCACGUUGACCUGGACUAUCAGACUAAGGAGGAGGCAGCAGUCAACGGCACAGACUCGUUUAUUCGACGAUCCAACGAUGUGACACCCAAGCCAUUCGUUCUCUUGCUUAACGAGAUCAUCGACCCCGGUAAUCUAGGAGGCAUUAUUCGCACCGCCAGCUAUCUUGGCGUGGACGCUGUCGCCAUCACCAACCGAGGAUCAUCUACACUCACACCAGUUGUUCUCAAGUCUGCUGUCGGUGCGGUAGAGGAAAUCUCGCUUUUCACAGUCGACGACCCGGUUAGAUUCAUUGAAGAUUCUGGCAAGGCCGGCUGGAAGACCUAUGCCGCAGUGGCGCCACCUGACCGUAAACUGGUUCGAAGACACGGUGACAAGUUCGUCUCUUUGGAUUCUAUCGAGAUCAACAGUCCCCUGAAUGAACAUCCUUGUUUACUUGUCCUUGGAAAUGAGGGUCACGGUCUAUCAAAACCCGUCAAGGUCGCUGCUGACUACGAACUGUCAGUUCCACGCUUCGUUCAGGGAAGCUGCGUGGACAGUUUGAACGUCAGUGUUGCAGCUGGACUCUUGUGCCAUGCUUUCGUUAAGGAACCUGUGGUCGAAAUCAAGUAUGAGCCAAUUGAGCAGAAGACUGAAACUGUUGAGUCCAUUCAAGUGGACAGCAUAACAGAGGUAGAGACGGGAACAAAGCCUGUUGAUCACGCCCAGUCUGAGUCUCUCCCUACUUCAGAGCAAGUUGAGAAUGUUUCUGAGCAAGUCGAGGAGAUAACAGAAGAAACAGAGGUUACUGCCAAGGAGGAAAAGAAGCCUUCCGAAGAAAAGGAGAAGAAGGUCGAAGGAACCAACGAAACGAUGUUCUAA
This is a messenger RNA of Fusarium coffeatum, 2241 nucleotides long. RefSeq lists its product as uncharacterized. Lineage: Eukaryota; Fungi; Ascomycota; Sordariomycetes; Hypocreales; Nectriaceae. The record is from RefSeq and is a predicted model, not a curated record. Gene Ontology annotation, biological process: rRNA methylation. Gene Ontology annotation, cellular component: mitochondrion. The transcript has a single exon. The coding region runs from base 1 to 2241 and encodes 746 amino acids. Gene Ontology annotation, molecular function: RNA methyltransferase activity; RNA binding.